CUGAGUCGCGAGCGUCUACUUUAAUAGGCGGGGCUGGGGCCGGCUGGGAGUCCGCGGCUUUCUACGUGUCGGGGGCGGGGCUCUCAGACGGCGCCAGCAGCAUGGCCGACCGAACCACGGCAUCCUCAACCUCCCUCAGCCCGGGGAGCCGAGCUCGGGCCGGGGACGGCGGGGGUCUGCGGGUCUCGGCUCCAGUCACCAUGGACAGCUUUUUCUUCGGUUGUGAGCUCUCCGGCCACACCCGCUCUUUCACUUUUAAGGUAGAGGAGGAGGAGGAUGUGGAGCACGUGCUGGCUUUGACCAUGCUCUGCCUCACCGAUGGGGCCAAAGAUGAGUGUAAUGUGGUAGAAGUUGUGGCUCGGAACCAUGACCACCAGGAGAUUGCAGUCCCUGUGGCCAACCUCAAGUUGUCCUGCCAGCCCAUGCUCAGCUUGGAUGACUUCCAGCUCCAACCGCCUGUAACCUUCCGCCUGAAGUCAGGUUCUGGUCCUGUGAGGAUCACUGGGCGGCACCAGAUUGUUACUACAAGCAAUGAUGUUUCUGAGGAAGAAGAGGGGAGUGAGGAGGAGGAAGCUGAGUUGUGUCCUAUCAUGCCUGCCAAGAAGCAAGGGGGCAGACCCUAGUCCUCCUUGGUCAGCUAGCUGCCUUCCACAUGUGCCAUGAACCAUGUUCCUGUACAAGUUUCAAGAAUUUUAAGUGUGUUUUCUCCAUUGAAGAGGAGGGUUGGGAUGGAGUGGGAUGAGAGUCUUGGCCUGGUGCUAGGAGAGAGGGAAUCCCAUUCUCCAUAGAGCCCUGGUAGUCUUCUAAUCCUAUACCAUGCCUGGGGCUUCCCUUUUCUCUGGGAGUAAGAGGAACUCUGUACUUCUGUCCUGUUCCUUUUUCCCCACUUACCUAUGAGGCUGGAGGUCAGCAUCUGAAGCUCAGGACUACACUUUAAAAAAAAUAGUUUGUACAUUUUUGGAUAAAGGUUGAAAUAAAGUGGUGUGGAGGUGUUCUGCAA
Manis javanica (Malayan pangolin) is the source of this 1000-nucleotide messenger RNA. RefSeq names its product nucleophosmin/nucleoplasmin 3 (gene NPM3). Gene Ontology annotation, biological process: chromatin remodeling. Gene Ontology annotation, cellular component: cytoplasm; nucleoplasm; nucleolus. The record is from RefSeq and is a predicted model, not a curated record. Gene Ontology annotation, molecular function: chromatin binding; RNA binding; histone binding. NCBI's taxonomy places the organism in Eukaryota, Metazoa, Chordata, Mammalia, Pholidota, Manidae.